GUCAGAAUCAGUUCGAAAAAGUCAGUCUUAGUGAGGAGAACACACCCAUCAAGCUAGUGGACACAGUUUUCCAGGAUAUACAAGGAUUACCGGAAUGCGUCGAUCUGUUUUGCUGCUCCUAAUCUCCGCCAUUGUGCUGAGUGCGGCACUUGCUCUGCCAGCGAAUUGGAAGGAGUCCGAGUCCGAGUCCGAGUAUCAUGAUUAUAAUGAGCUAUCGGAGCAGCAGGAUCUGAACAGCAGUAUCGAGAAAGCUAUCAGCAAGCGAGCUGCCAAGGACACUAGUAACAGCACGGACGAUGAUGAGCUAACGGAUGGGGGCAAUGAGGAUGUUAACGAUAAAAGGGACAGCUCAAUGGAAUCCUCUUGGGUGGGGGAACAUAUGCUGAUCGUGGCAUCCGAGGAAGAAGCGGAGUCCGCUGUCAGAAGGCGCAGGUCUGGUGAGAGGAACAGGAACUUAUCGCUCCUGGCCACGAUUUGCCCAUAUGCUGAUUUCAGCCAAUUGGAGAAUGGUAUUACCUUAAAUUCUAGAAUUGAAAUCAGUGAUAUGUAUGCGAUUUGUAAAACUCUACCAGAGUCCGGUCGGGCACACCCAAUACAACAUUCCAGCGAUUAAAUAAAAGCAAACCAAAAUUCCAAGAACUUCAAAAUUCUUAUGAAAUUUCCAGUUUUCAUAAGUUUCCCUCAGUCAUGAGACCCUGACCCAUUAGUCAUCUACUUCAUUAUCAGUAAAACCAUCCUUAUCACGACAGCAGUCGUCAAAGUUGUCUAACCUCAGAGCAAAAAUGUAAGCUUCAUGAUUGUUUACGCAUUUAAAUUUAUGCUGUACUCAUGAGGACUAAAAAUAAAGUUAACAUUACAACCAA
This is a messenger RNA of Drosophila mauritiana, 863 nucleotides long. RefSeq lists its product as uncharacterized. NCBI's taxonomy places the organism in Eukaryota, Metazoa, Arthropoda, Insecta, Diptera, Drosophilidae. The record is from RefSeq and is a predicted model, not a curated record. The transcript has a single exon. The coding region runs from base 95 to 613 and encodes 172 amino acids.